Molecule: messenger RNA, 4191 nt
Organism: Chinchilla lanigera (long-tailed chinchilla)
Lineage: Eukaryota; Metazoa; Chordata; Mammalia; Rodentia; Chinchillidae
Gene: Unk
Product: unkempt family zinc finger
Exons: 16
Coding region: 153-2864 (903 amino acids)
Biological process (GO): cell morphogenesis involved in neuron differentiation
Molecular function (GO): metal ion binding; mRNA CDS binding
Source: RefSeq, a predicted model, not a curated record
AAGCAAGGGAUUUAACGCAGUGAAAUUAUAUUUGCAACUGUUUCGCAGAAAUCGCUAGGGCCUUCCAAGUUCUGGCUCCCUUCUAUCUCAGCGGCUCCAGUAUCUACAAAAGGUUCCCCUAGGAAACUCAAAACUCUAAGUUAAAGACAAGCAUGCUCGGACUGCAAUUCCCAGAAGUCGACGCGGGGCCUCAGAAUCCGGGACAUUGUCCGCAGAGACCCCUGGGUAUUGUGGUCUCACGCUUUGGCAGCAACCCUCUGCCGACGGUAAAAUUUCAGCCGAACGGAGGACCACAACUCCCAGCAACCUUUGCCCCCGUGCGGGGGGUCUUCACGUUUUCGUGGCGCAGCGCAAGCGCACUGAGUCCUAGCCGCGGACCGCGCAGACUGAAUAAUAAAAGGGGAGCGGCGAAGAGGCAGGAAGACAGGACCAUGUCGAAGGGCCCCGGGCCCGGCGGCUCCGCAGCUUCCUCGGCGCCCCCGGCCGCUACCGCUCAGGUGCUGCAGGCACAGCCCGAGAAACCGCAGCACUACACGUACCUGAAGGAGUUCCGUACAGAACAGUGCCCACUCUUUGUGCAACACAAAUGCACACAGCAUCGGCCCUACACCUGCUUCCACUGGCACUUUGUGAAUCAGCGUCGCCGCCGGUCCAUCCGCCGUCGGGACGGCACCUUCAACUACAGUCCUGACGUCUACUGCACCAAGUACGACGAGGCUACAGGCCUCUGCCCGGAGGGAGACGAGUGCCCAUUUCUGCACAGGACCACAGGGGACACUGAACGCAGGUAUCACCUUCGUUACUAUAAAACUGGAAUCUGCAUCCACGAGACUGACUCAAAAGGCAACUGUACCAAAAACGGCCUGCACUGCGCUUUUGCUCACGGACCCCAUGACCUCCGCUCCCCUGUCUACGACAUCAGGGAGCUCCAGGCCAUGGAAGCCUUACAGAAUGGCCAGACCACAGUAGAGAGCAGCAUAGAGGGCCAGUCGGCUGGGGCUGCGAGCCAUGCCAUGAUAGAAAAAAUCCUCAGUGAGGAGCCUCGGUGGCAAGAAACCGCUUAUGUGCUGGGGAACUAUAAGACGGAGCCGUGCAAGAAGCCCCCACGGCUGUGCCGCCAGGGCUAUGCCUGUCCCUACUACCACAACAGCAAGGACCGGCGGCGGAGCCCCCGGAAGCACAAAUACAGGUCAUCUCCGUGUCCAAACGUCAAACAUGGGGAUGAGUGGGGAGACCCUGGCAAGUGUGAGAAUGGAGAUGCCUGCCAGUAUUGCCACACCCGCACGGAGCAGCAGUUCCAUCCAGAGAUCUACAAAUCCACCAAGUGCAACGACAUGCAACAGUCAGGCAGCUGUCCCCGAGGACCCUUCUGCGCCUUCGCCCACGUAGAACAGCCACCCCUAAGUGACGACCUGCAGCCUUCCUCAGCUGUGUCCAGCCCCACCCAGCCAGGUCCCGUCUUGUACAUGCCAUCUGCUGCCGGAGACUCGGUGCCUGUGAGCCCCUCCAGCCCGCAUGCCCCCGACCUCAGUGCCCUCCUCUGCAGGAGCAGUAGCCUGGGCAGCCCAUCCAACCUCUGUGGCUCUCCACCGGGCCCCAGCAGGAAGACUACGAACCUGGAGAGCCUGGUCUUCCCUGGAGAAUCUAGCCUCGCCCCUGGUAGCUAUAAGAAGGCUCCUGGCUUCGAGAGGGAAGAUCAGGUGGGAGCUGAGUACCUGAAAAAUUUCAAAUGCCAGGCCAAACUAAAACCCCACUCACUAGAGCCCAGGACUCAAGAGCAGCCUCUGCUUCAGCCCAAACAGGACGUGCUGGGGAUCCUCCCUGUGGGCAGCCCCCUGACCUCAAGCAUCUCUUCCAGUAUUACCUCCAGCCUGGCAGCUACUCCUCCCAGCCCUGCGGGCACCAGCAGCACCCCUGGCAUGAACGCAAAUGCUUUGCCCUUCUAUCCCACCAGCGACACGGUAGAGUCGGUCAUAGAGUCUGCCUUGGAUGAUCUGGACCUGAAUGAAUUUGGGGUGGCUGCCCUGGAGAAGACUUUUGAUAACAGCACAGUGCCCCAUCCCAGCAGCAUCACAAUCGGAGGCAGUUUGCUACAGAGCUCUGCACCUGUGAACAUCCCUGGCUCCUUGGGCAGCUCUGCCUCUUUCCACUCAGCAUCCCCGUCUCCUCCUGUCAGCCUCUCUUCACAUUUCCUGCAGCAGCCUCAGGGCCACCUGAACCAGUCAGAAAACACAUUUUUGGGAACCUCGGCAUCACAUGGAUCCUUGGGUCUGAAUGGGAUGAACAGCAGCAUCUGGGAACAUUUUGCCUCCGGAAGCUUCUCCCCAGGCACCUCCCCUGCCUUCCUCUCAGGGCCUGGGGCUGCUGAGCUGGCGCGGUUACGCCAGGAGCUUGACGAAGCCAAUGGCACCAUCAAGCGGUGGGAGGAGUCCUGGAAGCAGGCCAAGCAGGCUUGUGAUGCCUGGAAGAAAGAGGCAGAGGAGGCCGGUGAGCGGGCCAGUGCUGCAGGUGCAGAGUGCGAGCUGGCCCGGGAGCAGCGGGACGCGUUGGAGGUGCGGGUGAAGAAGCUCCAAGAGGAGCUAGAGUGGCUUCACACAGGGCCUGAUUCCCAGGCCCUGCCCACCUUUCCCGACCUGGAGGCACUCUCACUCUCCACCCUCUACUCCCUCCAGAAGCAGCUGCGGGCCCACCUGGAGCAAGUGGACAAGGCUGUUUUCCACAUGCAAUCGGUGAAAUGCCUUAAGUGUCAGGAGCAGACCCGGGCAGUGCUGCCGUGCCAACAUGCCGUGCUGUGCGAGCUCUGUGCUGAGGGCAGUGAGUGCCCCGUCUGUCAGCCCAGCAGGGCCCAUACCCUCCAGUCGUGACGCUACAGGACUGGCCCAGCCAGGCCCAGAUCUCUCAUCUAGGACUUUUAAAAGUAUAUAUAUUAUAUAUAUAAUAUAUAUGUAUGUAUGUAUAUGUAUAUGAUUAUGUACAUGUAUACAGUUCUUUGUGUGCAGGUGUGCGUGGUGGCCAGCGUGUGCACAGUGUCUGUGUGUAUAUCUGUACAUAGAUAUAGACACACACUUUAAAACAGACUUACCAAGCACUUUUUAAAGAAAAGACUAUUUUGCAGUCCUCCCCUGCCCACUCCCCACCCUCCCCACUCAGAAACAAAGUCCCCCUUUCUCCCACUGGCCUUGGCAGAGAAUGUUUCUGUCUCUUUUUUAUGUAGGAACUAACUAUUUUUAACUUUUUGCUGGGGCCUGAGUGGGGAGGUUGGGAAGCUAGAGGAGGCUGAGAGGGAGAGAAGCCUUUAGGGCAGGCCCUGCUCCGCCUGCCUCUCCAGCCUAGGGCCUGCAGGAGACUAUGGAGGACCCAGGUGCCCCACAGCAUACCGGCUUCCCAGCUGUGAGGGCCUCAGGGAGGCCUGAGGCUGUGCUGGGCUUCUAAGCCAGCCUGGCUCCUGGGCUUACCAAAUGUGUAUUUAGUUCUAGUGACAACUGCCGGGGCUGGCAGGCCAUAGCUACGGGGCCAGCUCCACUCCUGCACCUGGGCCCUUGAAGCUCCUGAAGGGGCAAGGCCCAGUUUUAUCCCUCAGGUUCUUGAGGCCUGGGGUCCCCCUUAGUUCUUUCCUUCUGGACUCCCCAGAAUAGCCUCCCUGGCCCCAGGGCCACCUACCAGGCUGACACUGCCCUCAGCCAUCCCUGCCCCAUCCCCUCUCUGGUGCGGCCACUGUGUUGUCCGCCCCCUCCCUCUGGCAGCUAGCAGGGCAAUUACUGGGGAGGAGUGCGGCCUGAGGACCAAGGGGGGCACAGACCCUGCCCUCCUUACCAGGUGGGGCUCCAUAUGCAUUCCUUGGUGCUCUCUGAGUGCAGCUGACGUCCUGCCUGUCCUGGGCAGACGCCUGUGUGCAUGUGUGUGUGUGCCUGUCUGAUGUACAUUGUGUCUUAGCUCAAUUUUGAAAAUUGUUCUGUACAGAGAGAGAUGCAGCGGGGGUGGGAGGGCAAUGCAGGCUGAGGGCAGCAGCCUCGCUCCCAGCACUGGGGGCUAGGUGGGCUUGAGAGGGCUUUGAAGGGUCUGCCCUGGCCCAGACCCCCUUUUGGGCUCAGCACGAAAGGGCUUUCAAUGAAUCAAGUGGAAACUUUUCCUUUUUUACAAAAAUGCAAAAAUCAAUAGAGCAAACCUAUUGGAAAUAAACUAUGAACUUGC